AUGGAAUCGCCUUUCCCUCCGUCCUCUUCCUCCCCCGGUGAUGGCCGCAUCGUCGUUGGUCUGUUACCUGCUGGUGGGAGCGGUCUCCAAGCAAUGACUUAUCAGUAUCCACUGAAACUGAUCUCGCCUGCGCCUUCACCAACCCAACCAAGCAUUUUGGUCUUUCUUUUAUCAUAUGGAGGCGGCCUUGUUGCUGGGGACAGCGUCAACUUGACCAUCCAUAUCCGAGAGAAAGCGAAACUCAGCAUCGCUACACAGGGACAUACCAAGGUCUUCAAAUCUCCCUCAGCAGAUGUCACCACGCGGCAGAAUUUGAAUGUCACUAUCGACGAUGAUGCCGCCAUGUGUCUUCUUCCGGACCCUGUCCAGCCGUUCGAGGACAGUGUGUAUGCGCAGACACAGAUAUUCCGACUCAAGAGCCGGGCUUCUCUGUGUCUUUUGGACUGGGUGACUCAAGGUCGUGCAGCCCGUGGAGAAAACUGGAGUUUCCACAAAUGGUCUGGGCGCAACGAGAUAUGGCUCUGCGAUCAACCCGACGCCUCUACCGAAAGGCUUUUGGUGCGAGACUCGAUCAUUCUCUCGAGAGAAGCGAGCAAGUCUGUGGGACGAUCACUCCCGGACAUGAUGCAGAACUUGGCGAUAUCUGGGACUCUCAUCUUGCGUGGAAGCAAGAUGGAGUCCUUGGGAGAGUUCUUCAUGAGCGAGUUUGCCGCACUUCCUCGAAUUGGAGCCAGGGAUUUCCGUUCGCCAGAGGCGAAGGCGGCGGGCGAGCAAAACCUCUCAGACCAUGAGCGUUGGCGCUUGCAGAGACUCGAGAAGGAAACUCAAGGCGGUAUCCUUUGGUCUGCAGCACACGUCCGAAGCUGUGUGGUCGUCAAGUUCGGCGCGAAAACUGUGGAGGCUGGGAGAGAUUGGAUCGGAGCAAUGAUCAUCAAGGAAGGGAGCAUUGCCGACCAAUUCGGCGACCAGGCUCUUAUGUGUCUCCGAUAG
This is a messenger RNA of Fusarium falciforme, 990 nucleotides long. RefSeq lists its product as hypothetical. Bases 1 to 990 code for a protein of 329 amino acids. Lineage: Eukaryota; Fungi; Ascomycota; Sordariomycetes; Hypocreales; Nectriaceae. Gene Ontology annotation, molecular function: nickel cation binding. The transcript has a single exon. The record is from RefSeq and is a predicted model, not a curated record.